Molecule: messenger RNA, 2091 nt
Organism: Puntigrus tetrazona (Sumatra barb)
Lineage: Eukaryota; Metazoa; Chordata; Actinopteri; Cypriniformes; Cyprinidae
Gene: arf1
Product: ADP-ribosylation factor 1
Exons: 5
Coding region: 160-702 (180 amino acids)
Biological process (GO): intracellular protein transport; vesicle-mediated transport
Cellular component (GO): plasma membrane; cytoplasm
Molecular function (GO): GTPase activity; GTP binding
Source: RefSeq, a predicted model, not a curated record
CGGCUUUGGUUAAAGUUUUUGAUGCGUUCCAAAACGGUAACAAACGAUAACAACGUGCGGUAUGCUAUCCUCGGCGGGGAAAAAAGAUUAGAAUAGGAAUGUCGGAGUUAAACGGAUUGAAAUCGGUUCAGAUUGAAGUGAGAAAGGCGUCUGUCAAACAUGGGCAACAUAUUCGCAAACCUCUUUAAAGUCUUCGGUAAGAAAGAGAUGAGGAUCCUCAUGGUGGGCCUUGACGCCGCCGGAAAGACGACGAUUCUGUACAAGCUGAAGCUGGGGGAAAUUGUUACCACCAUCCCAACCAUCGGUUUUAAUGUUGAAACCGUGGAGUACAAGAAUAUAAGUUUCACAGUUUGGGACGUCGGCGGUCAAGAUAAGAUUCGACCGUUGUGGCGCCAUUAUUUCCAGAACACACAAGGUCUGAUCUUUGUGGUGGACAGCAACGACCGAGAGCGAGUGAACGAGGCACGAGAGGAGCUGAUGAGGAUGCUGGCCGAGGAUGAGCUCAGGGAAGCAGUUCUUCUCGUGUUUGCCAACAAGCAGGACCUACCGAACGCCAUGAACGCUGCAGAAAUCACGGACAAGCUGGGGCUGCAUUCGCUCAGGCACAGGAACUGGUACAUUCAGGCCACGUGCGCCACGAGCGGCGACGGCCUCUACGAAGGACUCGACUGGUUGUCCAAUCAACUCAAAAACCAGAAAUAACCACCUCGCUGUACUGAUGAUCUUCCUUAGCUUGGUAUUCUCAACACUUGCUUUACUUUUUUUGUUUUUAAUCAACGGUGCUGGAAGCUGCGCUCAUUUCAAACCCCAUUAACACAGAAGAACAGUUCCCUGCGGUCGAAGCGUCGCUCUCUCGUUUAAUGUAAAUAGGUUUUUUUUUUUCCCUCGUUGUUGUGAGGCAGCUUUUCGAGCACCAUUAUGCAAAAUAGAUUUAGUCUUUCGUCGUUUAUUCCUGACUUUUUCGUAGUUUUUGUUUUUUCUGGCCACGUCUGUAAACUCGGCCGGGUCUCAUUUGAAUCUCGCACAUGUAUUAUUUUAUUGUGCUUAUAAGACUCUUUCUUAGACGUACUGUAAACAAAGCUGUCGUGUUUGUCUUGAGCGGAGGACAGGAAAUCAAACAUUACAGACACUACCUGCACACGCAACGGUUCGAGUUUGAGGAAAAGAAACCAAAAAACCAUUACACUGUCUUCUCGGCAAAGGCUGAAGUGACCUCUAGCUUUACCGUCAUGAUGCUUUAGGAGCCGUGGAGUUGAGAAGUCAGCUACACAACCGUGUGUCUGUUGAGAUUCCCAGUACACAGCAGAUGAUUUGUGGGAGAAAUGUUGGCUCAGGUUAAUCAAGGUUUGUAGUAGAGUGAAGUAAUACUUUCAGACACGUUUUUUUUGGGGUUGUUUUUUUUUAUAGAACUGGAGGUUGUUUAGUUAAAACAAUGUGACGAGUCGUUUCGCAAAAAUAGGUUUCAUUUUCUAUAUGCAAAAAUAUUGUUUAUUUUAUUUAUGAGUGUUGAAAUGUGACCCGAACACUUUUUACCCAGAAAGAGAAACUGAAAGAUUGGUUUUAUGCGCCUAGCAUUAAAUUUCGUGUUUUGACACUCUUGUGUUAAAGUGUUACUUUCUGUUUCUUAUUUUGGUCUCGAUUCUAACCACCCUUUGAAACGCUUUCAUCUAACCACACGCUCUAAAUCGAUAUCUAAAAAAGAAAAAUGCAUUUUUAUUAAUUUAGGACAUAACCUGAAAGGCAUGUUAAUAUCAAGCGUUUGAGCUUUCUGUUGUGUGUUUGGAUGUCAUUUUUCCCCCAGACUAGCCGUGGUGCCUUUAUGACAGACAGAGACUCCUGUUUCAGAUUAAGCUUCGUGUUCAAUGUUAAACAAUGUUAGGACUAAUGGGUUUUAAAGUUACUUUAUUUCUGUCUCUCUUUUUCUUUUCCCAUUUAACCUAUAAUUUGAUAGACACUGAUUACUUUGGGUCAAAAUUAUGUGAACCUCUUAGCAAAAUAUGUAUAGUGACAUGGUUAACCUUUGUUUUUUUUUUUUAAUUAUUAUUAUUUUGACAGAAAUGCACUGUAAUUAAAGAUACUUGUAUAACUGGA